Messenger RNA from Punica granatum (pomegranate), 1860 nucleotides. Lineage: Eukaryota; Viridiplantae; Streptophyta; Magnoliopsida; Myrtales; Lythraceae. The record is from RefSeq and is a predicted model, not a curated record.
UUUCACAUAUUUUAUGUGACGCUGGGAGGAUAUGCAUCGGGUGCUAUUUAGUUCGUCGAUCCAAUUCACUAUUGUCGUCUUCGUCUCAAUCUUCAUCUCCAUCUCCAUCUUCGUCCAUCCCCCACAACGACGAUUGAUUGAUUGAUCGCCGUCACUCUCUCUCUCUCUCUCUCUCCGCCAUUAAUCUUGCUCGAGAUAUUUUCCCCGUUUCUUCUCUUCCCGUUCCAGCCGCAGGAACCGACACCCGGCGAUGUUGCUCUCCCCGAGCUUCUGAGCUCGUCCGAGACACGUGUGAAACGAAGUAUCGGAGCUCAAAACUCAACUCUUUCCAGCUGAUCGUCGCAAUCGGUUUUGUUCGCCGUGCUAUCUCAGCUUACUCCGAGCUGGUUUCGAUUCCGAGGGAAUUGUUUUCACCAUUCUCGAGAUUCUAUGGGAUUGGCCUCACACAGCGCACGAGAAUCGCGCGGGAAAUCGGGUAAAUCUGUGGAGGAAUUCGAUAAGCAGAGGUCAUGGAAUCACUGCUGGCCCUGAUUGAGCAGUCCUUCAACGGCCGCUACUCCCGCCAUGUGACGGAAGCUCUCGACGAGCUGCCCGACAGCUUCACCAUAACCGAUCCCAGCAUCUGCGGCCACCCCAUCGUCUUCGCCAGUAGAGGGUUCCUGAAGAUGUGCGGUUACUCCAAGGAGGAAGUGAUUGGGCAGAACGGCAGGAUCUUUCAGGGGCCAGGGACUAACCGGAGGUCCGUCAUGGAAAUCCGCGAGGCCAUUAGGGAGGAGCGGACGGUUCAGCUCAAUCUGCUCAAUUAUCGCAAGGACGGGACCCCGUUCUGGAUGUUGUUCCAUAUGAACCCUGUGUUCAGCAAGGAAGACGGCAGGGUGAUCCAUUUCGUGGCCGUUCAGGUGCCGUUGUCUGGGAGGAGGAGCAGGCGGUCGUCAGCGAAUUUCUCCGAGGAUAUCAUGUUCGGGUCUUGUAGGAGGGAGGUCUGCUCGGACAGUUUUCUGGAAGUGGAUCGUGUUCUGGAGUUUAAUUCGGUUCCGGACUCGGAUAGUGCAGGCGUAGAGAUCGAUGAGCCCUGCGAGGCGAGUGAAUUGGAUAAAGGAAGGGUCGCUUCCGCCAUUAACAGCAUCAUGUCUAUCUUAACUCACUAUAGUGAGUCGACUGGUAGAUUGGUUUGUGGAAAGAAACGCAGCUGUUAUGGGACCAGCGUUCUGGGUUCAUCCAUAACUAUAUCUCUUGGUAGAAUCAAACAAAGCUUUGUAUUGGCUGAUAUGCACUUGCCAGACUUGCCGAUAGUUUACGCAAGUGAUGCCUUCUUGAAAUUGACAGGUUAUUCUAGACACGAAGUGUUAGGUCGCAAUUGCAGAUUUCUCAGUGGGAUGGUUACAGACCCCUCAACUCUCUUAUAUAUAAAGGAAAGCAUUCGUGCCGAAAGGCCCUGCACAGUACGUAUUUUGAAUUACAGGAAGGAUGGUAGUACGUUUUGGAAUCUUCUUCACAUUUCACCUGUUCGCGAUGCUUCCGGCAAGAAUGCGUACUUUGUGGGCGUUCAGAUCGAAGAAGGUAGCUGCAGGAAUCAGGAUGGAGACGGGCUGAGCGUCGAGAUGAGGCAGCGGAGCACCGUGGGUGCAGUUCGCGUUGCACUGAGGACUCUGUCGAUGAGCGCUGGGUCUUCCAGGUCAGGGUAACCUCGUGGGACUCCCGCCGCUCUUCGACCACACUCUCAAAGUAUAUUGUCUCGCUUCCACGGGUUCGUUAUGAGUUCAGAAUUAGGUAGAACUUUACAUAAUGUGGUCUGUUAUACGCAAAGAUGUUGGAUACACAUUAUCAAUUACAUUCCCAAGUGUUCAGUUCUCCAUUGAA